GGCUACGACCGGUCAUCAAAUGCACAUUCAGCUCAAUUGCUGAGGAAUCUGUGGUUGGGGGCAGCUAUCUUUAGGUUGCCACUUGAUCGGUUAAGUAGGGGACCUGCCGGACACAUUUAUUUUUAGAAAAUAAGGUGUCGGUCAGACACAUGCUGUGGUAGGACUCCAGCAGGGAGUUGUAGUGCAGAUAGUGUUUGCCUAGCUGAUGAGUGGGUCAGACUCCGAUGAGGGUAGAGUUGACGAUACGAGGCUGACACGUUCGAGAUCAUGUAGGGUCCCGUACGUAUUUCAGUUCCUACAGUCGGGAGACGAAAGACGGCUUCGUGUCGAAGUUAGAGCCCGUGCUUACGCAGCAGCCAGGGAAGCAGCACUAACUGCAAGUCAGGCGUUAGCAGCAGCAAAUGCCGCAACUAGGGAACAGGCAACAGCAACGGCCAGCGCAGCAGCAAUGGCUACCGCCGCAACAUCCUCAACUGCAUCCUCGUCUGGGACCCAAUUGGGAAUGCCCCAUGGGCCCACGGGUACUUCUGGAUCAGUAGGUUCCAGUCACUCCACUAGUCAAAUGACGGGUUCGCAGCUCAGUCCGUUGACCCCACGCGGGAGGGAGCUACAAGAGCUCCAACAAGUUGAGAGGAUCCGCACACGGUUAGAGAGGGAACUGAAGCAAGCUACCAAUAUAAAAAAUGAGAUUAUAAAUAGAACAACCAGGCUAGAUACAUUUGAGGCAGACAAAGCUGCAUUAGAGGAGUUAGAUGAUUCAACAAUGUUUGACGCAAUGAAAGUGUUAAGGUCCAGCAUACUGUCACUGCAUGCGUAUGUAGACAGCAGGCUGGACUUCAUGCAGAACUCCUUGGACCAAAUCUUGGACCUUUUGCAAAGGCUAGGAUUACGGCCAGCAGCACAGUCGCCGUUGUCGUUGACGGCGAUGUCAAGCCCCUUUCCGAUACAAACUGGCACACAACCAAGUGGUACGUCUGCAGCAGCUGCACAGACUGUUGCUUCUACUUCUUCUGGUCCAGCGGCUGGAGCUACACCACAGCCGCAACAAUUUAUUCCACCGCAGGGACGACAGAAAAGUCCAUGGUACCCAAAGACCCCGAUGAAGCCACCCCUUGCUUUCUCCGGUGAGAAGAAGGAUGAGGAACUCAACACUUGGUUGAGGACGGUUUCGAUGUGGGUAAGGGCAAAGAGGACGUUGCAGGAGGAGGAGGUGAUUACUGUUGCAUCUUACCUUGAGGGUGCAACACCUAAUAGACCAGUAGCAUCUACUUUGGCAAAUAAGGAGCGCAUGGUUGUCACAUACUAUGUCAAGGAUGUAGUCUGCACCUUCUCCUAUGGAGGAGGGGAACUUAAUCACAAGAUUUCGUUCCUGGUUAGCGACGACUUACCAUUUGAUAUGCUGUUAGGAAUGUACUACCUUGAGGUUGCCAACCCCCAGUUUGACUGGGACAAGAAGGUGCUCAAGCAUGAGUUGCCUGAUGGAAGGACCUGGAUACAGACACAGCCUGUUCUCUCCGAUGCCCUCAAGCGAUGGAUUGAAGUCAUAGAGCAAUAUGACUUCGAAAUCGAUUACUUGAAGAGGGAGUAUAACAAGGUUGUUGACGCACUGUCGCGUAGGGCGUAUUACCUCGGGGCUUUAGUCACUAAAUUCGACAUUUCCGACGAUGUGACUCGAUCGCUGGAGGAAGCUUAUCGGAAAGACCAUGUCACGAUGGACAUCAUUCACAAAUUGCAGGUCAAAGACAAGGGCACAGAAGAAGAGUUUGUGAUGGUGGAUGGGUUGCUUUUUUUGAGAAAGGAUGGGAUUGAAAGAUUCGUUGUUCCAUCUAGUAAGAAUUUGCGCAUUUUAUUUUUAGGUGAAUGCCAUGAUGCAACUGGACAUUUUGGCUACAAAAAGAGCAGUGUCAAUCUAGUACAACGAUUUUGGGGGCCCAGUAUGCUAGAUGAUGAAAAGAAGUAUGUGGAGACCUGUGAGGUCUGUCAGCGGGACAAGCUGCGAACUCAAGCACCGCUUGGGUUGCUGAAGCCCUUGCCCAUUCCCGCUGGUCGGGGACAGAGUGUUUCCAUGGAUUUCAUGGACACCCUGGUAACCAGAAGGAGCGGCAAGAGACACAUCUUUGUCAUCAUAGACAGAUUCACCAAGUAUGCUAAACUGAUUGUCAUGCCAGAGACUGCGAGGACUGAGCACGUCAUCAAGUUGUUUAUGGACAACUGGGUGCGUGAUUUUGGACUACCAAAGUCAAUCGUUAGUGACAGAGAUGUCCACUUCACAAGUGAGUUGUGGAAGAAGACUGUUGAGCAAAUGGGCAGUCAACUUCAGAUGACUUAUGGGAAUCAUCCCGAAGCCAACAGACAGGCCAAACAGAUGAACAAAGUUGUGCAACAUCUGCUGAGGCACUACAUUAAGCCCAACCAGGAUGACUGGGAUGAGAAAUUGCCUCUCAUCGCCAGCCUGUACAACAAUGUUGUGCACAGCACAACCAGCGUUAGUCCUAACCAGCUGCACUUGGGAUGGAAGCCUAGCUCCGCUCUAGACUUCCUCCUACCUGAAAACCAACCUGCUGCAACACCCGGCACCUUGGAAUUCGGGGUGCAGUAUGAGAAGUUGAAGCUGUCGAGCACAUCAAGAAAUCUCACGAAGCAAUGAUUGCUUCUGAGAACAAACAUCGUCGACCGUC
Messenger RNA from Chara braunii, 2678 nucleotides. The record is from the annotation of a GenBank genome assembly. NCBI's taxonomy places the organism in Eukaryota, Viridiplantae, Streptophyta, Charophyceae, Charales, Characeae.